This is a messenger RNA of Lodderomyces elongisporus, 2817 nucleotides long. It is a transcript of the gene PHM7, whose product is annotated as Phm7p. Gene Ontology annotation, cellular component: plasma membrane. NCBI's taxonomy places the organism in Eukaryota, Fungi, Ascomycota, Pichiomycetes, Serinales, Debaryomycetaceae. The transcript has a single exon. The record is from RefSeq and is a predicted model, not a curated record. Bases 1 to 2817 code for a protein of 938 amino acids. Gene Ontology annotation, molecular function: calcium-activated cation channel activity.
AUGGCAGAACAAGCAUCAACAAACAGUUCAGCCUCCCAAUUCGUCUCGACGCUUGUGCCUACAUUGGUGAUUGCAGCCGUUUAUGUCAUUAUCUUUCUCAUCAUUAGAAACCGCCAGAAACGAGUUUAUGAGCCAAGAUCAAUCGUCAAGUCCUUGCCCAAUGACUUGCAGACCCCUCCACCUGCAACCGGUGCUUUUAGCUGGUUGACCUCAUUGCUCAAGAAGCCAGAAACAUUUAUCAUCCAGUAUGCUGGUGCAGACGGUUACUUUUUCUUGAGGUUUUUGUUUGAAUUUGGCGUCAUCUGCUUGUUGGGAGCAAUUGUCACAUGGCCAAUCUUGUUCCCAGUCAAUGCAACCAACGGUAACAACAACCAACCAGGCUCAACUGUUGCAGGCUUUGACAUUUUGACCAUUGCAAAUGUCCGUAACAAAUGGAGAACUUUUGCCCACGUUUUCUUAUCCUGGAUAUUGUUUGGCUUGGUGAUCUUUUUGAUUUACCGUGAGUUGGUUUACUACACCACUUUUAGACAUGUGUUGCAAACCACCCCAUUGUACGACUCAUUGUUGAGCUCAAGAACUAUGCUUCUUACUGAGAUCUCCACCACAAAACUCACAGACUCGACUUUGAGAGAAUACUUUCCAACCGCCACCAACAUUUGGUAUGCACGCGAGUACAAGAAGUUGGGUAAGGAGAUUGAAGAGAGAACCAAAUUGGCAAACAAGUAUGAAGGUGCUUUGAACAAAGUUUUGACCAAGUCGGUCAAGUUGAGAAACAAGUGCUUGAAAAAGAACAAACCAGCACCAGAGCCAGUUGACGACUUGAACAAAUACUUGAAAGAUGGCAAAAAAAGACCAACCCACAAGUUGAAGUUUCUCAUUGGUAAGAAAGUCGAUACCUUGAACUAUGGUGCCGAGAGGUUGGGCGAGUUGAACAAAUCAGUGGCCAAGCAACAAGCUGAAUUCCAAGCACAAGAACAACUCCCAGCUGUUUUCAUUGAGUUCCCCACCCAAUUGGAAUUGCAAAAGGCAUACCAAGCCAUUCCAUACAACAAGGACUUUAAAGGCGUUAAGAGACUCAUCAAUGUUGCACCUGAUGACAUUAUUUGGAAGAACUUGCAAUUGACACCAAUGAAGAGGAGAAUCAAAAAGGUUCUUGCCAACACCUUUUUGACAUUGUUGAUUAUCUUUUGGUGUAUUCCUGUUGCCGUUGUUGGUGCCAUUUCCAACAUUAACUUUUUAACCGAAAAGGUGCCAUUUUUAAAGUUUAUCAACAAUAUGCCAAAGGUUAUCAUGGGUGUGAUUACAGGUUUGCUUCCAGUUGUUGCAUUGGCCGUGUUGAUGCUGUUGAUCCCUCCUGUUAUUAAGUGGAUGGGAAGAAUUUCGGGCAGACUCUCGGUUCAACAGGUUGAUGAGUAUUGUCAAACUUGGUACUUUGCAUUCCAAGUUGUUAAUGUGUUUCUCGCAAUCGCAUUGGGUUCUUCGGCUGCUUCCGUUGCGCAGGAGAUUGUUAAGGACCCUGGUCUGGCUAUGCAGCAGUUGUCUCAAAGAUUCCCACCUUCGGUCAAUUUCUACUAUUCGUAUUUGUGUCUUCAAGGAUUAACUAUAAGUUCCGGAACAUUGCUCCAAAUAGUUGCCUUGAUUUUGUCCCACAUCUUGGGUAGAAUCUUGGAUAGCACCCCAAGAGCCAAAUGGAACAGAUGGAACACUAUUGGCCAACCAGGAUUUGCCACUUUGUAUCCAGGCUUCUCAUUGUUGACCGUUAUUGCUCUUGCAUACUCUGUCAUUGCUCCACUUAUCUUGGGUUUUACUGCAAUUGCCUUUGCUGCAUUCUACUUUGCUUAUAUUUACACAUUGGUCUACGUCAUGAGACCAGUUACCACCGAGGCUAGAGGUAAGAAUUACGUCAAGUCUUUGUUCCAUUUGUUUACAGGAUUGUUUUUGGCCCAAUUGUGGAUUACCGCAUUGUUUGUGUUUACCAAAAACUGGGCUUGUGUUGCUUUGGAAGCCGUGAUUAUUAUUGUUACCAUUGCCGCUAGGUGGUGGAUGAAGAGAAGAUUCUUGGCCAACAUUGAUGCUGUGCCAAUUUCUGCGAUCAAAUACGCUGCAGGUGACACAACUUAUGCUUACCCUAUGUACGAUCAAGGCUACAAGGAAAUUAGAAGCGAAGGUCAAAACUACUGGGAAGGAGGCAAUCAAUUGGGUUUGACUCCUGGUGAUGGUGGUUUGGAUCAAGUUGUGGCAGAUAGAAAUCCAGCAGCCGGAGCUCCAGCCUCUGCUCAAAGAGACAAUUUGACAGUUGGAGAUGCCGAUUACUCCACUAUGGGUGAAACCAAGGUGGGCAAAUUUGAUAGCGAAAAGGCUUCGACCAAUGUCGACACUGGCAGAGCAUCCUCGGUUACUGGUGGUCCGUUCCAAGAACCCAACUCCAAUGAUGAAGAAAAAGGAGGGUUUUCUAAGAAGAAUGCUGUUUCCGGCGCUGCUGGUGCUCCAGGUAAAGGUGUUUCCUGGUUGAAGAUCUUCUUCAAGCCAAAGACACAAACUUUUGACAUGAUUAGAAACAUCAUGCCAAACACUUACUUUAACUAUGUUGAGUAUAAUCCUGAGUUUGUGAGACACGCAUACGACGAUCCUAACGUGUCCGCUGAGGCGCCACACAUUUGGAUUGCCAGAGAUCCAAUGGGUCUCUCGGAGAUUGAGAAGAACAAGGCCUUGAAAGAAGGUGUCGAUGUUUCUGACGAUAAUGCCACUUUUAACGAUAAGAGCCAAAUCGUGUUUAGUGGUCCACCACCAACUUACGAAGAGGCCAUUAGAGUUUAG